CUGCAGAAGACAUUUUUGCCCCAGGGAGACAGGGAUAGAAGCCACAGAAAUGAUGAGUACCCUUGGGGCCAAUGGGCAGUCACCUCUAGGGUCUGACUUCCAGAAGGAGAAGAAGAGAAAAAGCCCAAUCGUUUUGGAGUUGGGAAGAGGCUAGAACAUGGCUUCUGAUUCUGUGACCUUGAGCUUCAUAGAGGAACCGAAAGACUCCUCUAUAAAAAGGUGGAGUGGUUCUAAAUUUCUGGCAGCCAGUGGGAACAGAGGAGCAGCGGAUUCAGCCCAAAGAGGCUCAAGGCUGAGCCAUGGGAGGGGCCAGCGAAGGGGGCGGGAACUGAACCCCGGAGGACUUGACCACAGUGUGCAGUGUGCGGCGCCGGCUGCUCAGAGCGGAGCCAUGAGCUGGACCUGCCCACGUUGCCAGCAACCCGUUUUCUUUGCAGAGAAGGUGAGCUCCCUGGGCAAGAACUGGCACCCAUUCUGUCUGAAAUGUGAGCACUGCCACAGCGUCCUGUCCCCAGGAGGGCAUGCAGAGCACAACGGAAGGCCGUAUUGCCACAAGCCAUGCUAUGGGGCUCUCUUUGGACCCAGGGGGGUGAACAUUGGUGGUGUGGGCUCCUACCUCUACAAUUGCCCCACCCCCACCCCUGCCAGCGCUACUCCUCUUAGCCCCAGCAGCUUCAGCCCCCCCAGGCCCAGGACUGGCCUCCCCCAGGGCAAGAAAAGCCCUCCCCACACGAAGACGUUCACUGGGGAGACCUCGCUGUGCCCUGGCUGUAAGGAACCCGUCUAUUUCGCUGAGAAGGUGAUGUCUUUGGGCAGAAAUUGGCACCGACCCUGUCUGAGGUGCCAGCGGUGCCGGAAGACCCUGACUGCUGGGAGUCACGCUGAGCAUGACGGCGUCCCCUACUGCCACAUCCCCUGCUAUGGCUACCUGUUUGGCCCCAAAGGUGUGAACAUUGGUGAUGUGGGCUGCUACAUCUAUGACCCCGUGGAGAUCAAAUGAGAUGCUCAUAGCAGAGGUCACCCUAACUCAGGCCUCCCAUCAUCCUCUCCAUGGUCCAAUGGAAGCUACAGAAUUCUCUAGUCCCACGAGGGUGCGAGAAGGUGUGAUUCUGGCAGCCUGGGCCUAGGCUCCAUGGUAGACCAGAGUCUACACUUUCUCUGCCAACUCCUCCCUUUCCCAUUCCUAUCUGGUCAGGCAACAUAGGCCACCCCAUUUGAAGGUUAGUGUCUUGGUCUUCCCAAUCCCUUGAUCCAGCAAAUUCUGUAACUUCAAGGUACUCAUAAAACUUGUGUUUAUUUUGGCUUCUCCAAUAAA
This is a messenger RNA of Lagenorhynchus albirostris (white-beaked dolphin), 1315 nucleotides long. RefSeq names its product cysteine rich protein 3 (gene CRIP3). NCBI's taxonomy places the organism in Eukaryota, Metazoa, Chordata, Mammalia, Artiodactyla, Delphinidae. The transcript has 10 exons. The coding region runs from base 158 to 1000 and encodes 280 amino acids. The record is from RefSeq and is a predicted model, not a curated record.